AUGAAAUCACUAUUCUUAACCGGUCCACCGCGUGUUGGAAAAACCACAUUAAUUGCAAAAUUAAUUUCUCACUUUAUAGAGAAGCAUCCGGAAAUCUCACUCCGCGGAUUUUACACGGAACAAGUAACUUCUACCACCUCUGGAACAAGAAUUGGAUUCGAUGUCAUAACCUUGGACGGAAAACGUGGUGCGUUAGCAAGGAAAGCUUAUAAUCAGUCAGUGGGUCAUAGUCGAGCCAAUAACGCAACACAAUUUAGGGUUGGUGAUUAUUUAGUGGAUGUGAAAGAGUUUGAAAGGCUAGCCAUUCCAAGUGUUCGAAUUGAUUUCGAUAAACUUGAAAAUGCGGAAGGCGAAAAAAUUGAUGUGAAAGAUCUAAAUAAAAAAUUUCUCAUAGUAAUCGAUGAAAUUGGAAAGAUGGAAAGUUUUUCAAAAGAUUUCGAAAAUAUUAUAAGAGAUUUGAUAUUUGACAAGGCGAACAUCACCAUCGAUGUUGACCAUUGUUGCAUACUCGGUACGGUGGCAUUAAAACUCAAUUAUGGAUUGGCUAAAGAAAUUAAAGAUGCAGGUAGAUUGGAUGAAAAUGUUAAAAUAUGGGAAGUCACCUAUCAGAAUAGGAAUAAUGUGAACGAUCUGGUUAAAGAGUUAGAAAUAAUGUUGAAAAUUUGA
This is a messenger RNA of Acaulospora morrowiae, 666 nucleotides long. The record is from the annotation of a GenBank genome assembly. NCBI's taxonomy places the organism in Eukaryota, Fungi, Glomeromycota, Glomeromycetes, Diversisporales, Acaulosporaceae.